Molecule: messenger RNA, 5088 nt
Organism: Trichobilharzia szidati
Lineage: Eukaryota; Metazoa; Platyhelminthes; Trematoda; Strigeidida; Schistosomatidae
Source: the annotation of a GenBank genome assembly
AUGGUAUUUAAAAAAGCUUCAAUUAACAAGAAACGUUCACACUCUGAACCAUCAUCCAAUCCUUCUGCCAGUGAAACAUCAUUCACACAACAUACAUUAGUAAAAUGCACAUCAUCCCAAGAAAUAAGACCUGGAAGAUCACUUGAAAUCGAUAUAACAAUUAGUUUUGAAAAACGAUGCGUUAAAGGAGCUAUUUCUGAUAUUCAUAUUGAAAGUUUAGUAGAAAGUUUUCAAGAAAUUAUUCAAUGGUCAGUAGAUAUAGACCAUGAUAUUGGAAUUAUAUCAAGUAGAACUUAUGUUACAAUAUCUCCUCUUAUUCAUCAACAAUCAUUUCAAAAUUCUGAUAAAUAUGAAACACAAGAAAAAAGUCAUUCAACACAAGAAGAUACUAUAAAAGAUGUAGUCAGUAAACCUGAUUCUAAGAAUCAAGUUGGUUCAAUACAAAAUUUACCAGAAGCAGAACAACAAGAGCAACUGGAAUUCGAACAAAACAUUUCUGUCUCAGUUGAGGAUGAAUAUAGAAUAAUGUCUAGUGAAGUGGUGGGGAGAAAUGAUUCAAAAGAAGAUAGUGCAGUUGAAUCAACCAACCUGGUGCAGUUAUCUGAUAUCAAAUCACCUCUUGUAUCAGGGGUUUCUGAAUUAACAGAAGUAAUCAAUAUGGAAAGUAAAGUUGAUGACAAAGAUUUCACUGCCAUGGGUCUACAAACAGUCAACAAGAAUGAAGUGUGCGAAGAUUUGAAGUUGAACAGUGAGACUCACGAGGACUAUGAUGAUGAUCAACAACAACAACAACAACAACAACGAAAGGAACAGUCUCAACAAAUUUUAAGUACCAGUGAGUCUGCUGAAAAUUUAGAACAUGAAAGUGUUGUGAAUAAUGAGAUCCAAGCAACUUAUACUCCUCAGUCUGUUAGCAGUGACUUGAAGGGUGGUGGUACAAAUAAAACUGUUGACGAAGCAAUCAAUGAUUACAGCAGUAGUAAGGAAAAAUCUCAACUUUCAAGACAAGAAACGUCAGUAUCACAUCAAAAACUUGAUGGAGAGAAUGAAAUACUCAAUGAGGCUGGUACAGUUGCACCGAAUGAAAUCAAAGAUAAAGCAGCAGAGUUUAUUAGUAACAAGGACACACAAGAAAGUUCGCCUUCACAUGUACCUAAGACAUUUGAAGUAAAUGACAGUGUAAAACCUAUACAAUCACCACAACAAAUUCAGGUCAGUGAUCAAAAUAGUGAAUAUAAGCUGAAAUCUGACAAUGAUUUACAGCUCCAUUCAUCAACUCACACAACACCCUAUGCACAACCUUACUUUGAAAAUAAAACUGAAGCCUUCAACCAGUUUGUUGAAGCACAAGAAGAAUCAGUGGCAGUUUAUUCUGGGUCGAUUGUAUUUCAUUCAACCUCUGUUAUCUCUUUCACCAUCACUGAUCGAAAGCCAGGAGAUGUGGACAUGAAAUUUACGGAAAGCAGUAAAGAAUGGAAUAUUUUAGCUGUUGAUUCAAUACAGUCAGUGGUGUUAGACAGUUGUCAAAUAAAUAGUCAGAUACCAAUAAAACCAAUUACUCAUAGUGACAGCUAUGCGGAGAUUUCACCUAAAUUACCCAACAAUCAACUACAAACAGUGACAACACCUGAAACUUGUCCACCAACUGAUGAUGAUGUUGCACAAAUCGAUGAUACAGAAGACAGAUGUUUAAAACAUAAGGAACAACCUUCUACACAUGAAGAUGUUAUUCAACAACAGUAUAAAGAUAAUGAAGAGGAAAUUCAUACAAAAGAAGAUGUUUUGAAUGAGAAACUUUCCUUUAGAGAACCAACUGCUACACCAGUGAAGAAUGCUGAGUUUGAAACAGAAAUAUCAGAACCACAUGAAAAAAUAGUUUAUGGAGCAGGUAUGUCUGAAAAAGAUGAAAGUGACAGGGAAUUAGGCGAAAAAACAGAUAAGGAUAAUACACAUAAAGAAGAAUUUACAUCAAAACAAGAAUAUACUAUAAUUAAUAAAGAUGAAUCAAGUCGUCAUGAUCAGCCUCAUCUGGUUAUCGAACAAAAGUGUUCAAGCCUCAUCAGCAUUUCUCUUGAUCUACCCAAAAAAGCGAUGUUACCUACAAUCAUUUCCACUGAUUCAUUCGCAGUACCUGAUAUCACUCAGGCACCUCCAACAUUUGCCGAACAGCGUACACAUCAGAAUAUAGAAACAGAUAGUACUCAUUUGGCUGAAAGUGAAAAGUCAAGUAAUUUACGUUGUAAUCUAACAACUGAUCAAUUACCUGAAAACCAAGAGGUAUCUUAUUUGCCAGUAGGCAGUGAACUAGAAAUUUCCAAAUUUACUCAACUCAGUAUCCAUGGGCAAACAACAAAGGCAACUGAACCUAUCGAUGUUGAAACGAUUGUGUCUAAAAAUGAGUUACAACCAAUCAUUGAACAGAAUGUAGUCUCUUCAAGCAAUAAAUUAAAUCAGUCAGAGAUCCCUAUGGUUGCAGAGCAAACGGAUACAAGUAAACAGUUAGAGUCUAUGGAAUCGGAAGAUAAGGCAGAAGAUAUUGAAAUGCAGAAAGCAGACCAAGUUGAUUUGAAGAAUGAGGAGAACAAUCUAUUGAAAAUACCCACCAGCAAUAAGUCUAGUUGCAAUCAGCCCUCGGCGCUUGUCAUUGCCACUACAUGUUAUAAAGAAGUAGAUUCGACUGACGUUCGUUCUGAAAGACCGAUUAAAAAAAUCCAGUUGUUUACAGUUCAAAGCCAUGUGGAAACCUCUGAAAGUACACAACAUUUCCAAAAUAUAUCAACCUUUAAGUAUUCAGAAUCCAGACAGUCAGUAGAUAUGGAUAAAGCUGAAGGAAAAAGGAACGAUGAAAAAUGUGAUGAUGAUGGCGUUGAUGUAUCAGUCGAUGAAGAUUAUGAAUUGCCAAACAAGGAGGUAAAUAUUGAACCUUUAAGUUCACAGUUUACACCAGUUAACAUGCCAAUCCAACAGAUGGAAGCAGUGGAUUUAAUGAAAAUUACAGGUGAUUCACACGAAACUGAGUUGCAGAAGUCGAUUGUCCCCUCUGAAAGUGAUAUACUUGAAACUACUGUUCAACUAGAAAUUUCAGUAUCUAUAGGAAAAACAGAUAAGACGAAUAGCAUAGAGUCGGUUUUUUCAACCGAAAAAAUUAUGUGCAACGAACAAAAACGCUUAACACCUGUAUCACUGAAAAGCCAAGAGCAAGAGCCAACCUGUAAGCCUACCAGCAUAAUACCUACAGAAACACAGUUAAAACCACCCAAAACUUUAUCUGGAGAGUUUCAGGUAGUCACUGUACCAAAUGUCGACACCUAUUCACUGAAGCAAGAAUCCAAAUCCUCUUUUGUUUCACAAAAUUCACAAGUAAGCUUGGACAAAUACAAAUUCACCACGAUGAGUACUGUAGAACAAGUUGUUUCUAAAGAGCAGGCAGAAACUUUAGCUACACUAAAAGGUACAGAAAGCACAAAAUCCUCAGAACUUAAUCCUAUCAGGACAACAGUGAAAGAGAAUGUUUCUGACAGUGGAGUGAAAAGCCAUCAUCCAACGCCAUACGACACUGCUUUCAAAGAUACACAGUCAGAAGAUUCCAUGAAAACUGCCUCCAGUUCACUUCAAAAAGAAUUAAAUGAAAGUGUUGAACAAAAGAAAUCUGUUGUUCACACCAGCUCAAAUCAAACAGAUGACAAAUCCUUAGUAUUAAAUUCAAAAAAUACAGACAGCAAUCAGGAUUCAAAUCUUCCCAUAUUUUCUGAUCAUGAAGGUCUGUUGACUGUUACUGCUGCUGAUAAAAUAUCAGAGAAAGCCAAAUUUGCUGAUACAUCUAUGAAAGUCGAUAAAGAUGACGAAGAGAAUAAGCUUCCAGAAAAUGUCAGUCAGCAUGGGACAGCAUCUAUUCUAUCAGCUGAAAUGAUUAAAUCAAGCCUUAUAACUACUGCAUCUCUUUUUUCAGUGAAAUGGAAUACUAGGACUGAUCCUCAAAUACUGACAGAUAAUAAUCAGCUUAUAACAAAAUUAUCCGUCCAGUUUUCAGAUGAAAAUAAACUAGUAGACUCUAUUCAAGUGGAUGAAAGUACCAAACCUGAAAUGACAACCAACCCAGCAGAAUCAUCUUUAAACAUAUUAUAUGAUGAUAAGUCUGAAAUACAUCAAAGUUUAUCGCUUGAUGUUUCUACGAAACAAGAUUCACAAUCACUGAGUAAAAAUUUACAGGAUGGUUCCACUGAAAAAGUACGUAUGAAUAAAAAAGACCCAUCAAAAUUUGUUCACCAAAAAGUUUUGGGUAACUCCUCUCUUGUGUUUCACACGGAUCAACAUGAAACUAAAGCUUUCCCAUUGGAGGCAAAUGAAGUUUCCACAUCAUCUCGUAGUAGAAAUCAGGCUGAUUAUUCUUCACCCUGGUUGAAAAACAUUCCUGACAAUAACAAGCCUUCACCUUCUCCACCUAAUUCACAAAUACAAAGCACAUUUCCUGAAAUAUGUAAAAGCAGCAACCUAAAGGCAUGUUGUUAUUGUUGUCAACCAUCAAGAGUUCAUUUGGUUUGUCACUGCUACUGCAGUCAACAUCAUAUCAGUUCAGCAUUUCCCAAUUAUUGUCAAACCAAUACGCGUGCUAAAUCAAUUUCAUGUUCAAAUUUCCUUCACUGCAACUGUCAAAUGACACCAUGUACUUGUGAUUAUACUACUACUGUUAAUGAUGACAAUCAGUAUAUUGAACCAGUGACCUGUUCAUUGAAACUUCAGCUUGUUAAACCAAAUAGCCAAGAAUGUCAAACUAUAACUUAUGAAAAUCCUACAGAUUCAAAUUUAAAAAUGCAGUGCUUAUCAAAAUCAAAUCCAACAAUAUGUAGAUGUGUCUCACCACGGACUGUUUAUUGCUGUUGUUCACAAAUAUCUAAUUCUACUAUUUCUAUUUAUUGUAAUAGAAAUCCACAUCAUAGGAAUACUACACCUUAUCUUAGUGCAUCAAUAUCUCAAAUAAUACCUGGUCAUCAAUGUUGCUGUAAUAGGCGUAUUCCAAAGAAACACGAAUGUGCUUCACAUGUACACGGUCAUUUAAAACAACCGCCUAACAAUUUCUACUGGUCAUAA